ACGUCAAGCAAAAGUGCUUAUGGCGCCAUUGUGUUGUGUGGUUUCUGCGAAAAAUUUGACAGAAACCUCUUUUGCGGGGCCAAGUGCAAUAAGUAUAAAUUAGAUUUUCCAGUAGGUAUUCAAGCGGCGUCCUUCGUACCUGACUGUACGGGCUGAAGUCUGUAGCCCGGACUCACGAGGAUCACAACGAGUUUUGCUUUCGAUGCCUCACCAAGCAUUCACAUUUUGGCAACCUCCCUGGGUUGUAGUCAUGGCGCUGGGUUGGUGGCGGUAGGAGACAUUGUGCUCUGGCUGCCAUCUGUGCGCCAUGUCCAAGCACUCGAGCCUGUUUUACACUUUUGAAGUGGUUGACACAAAGUUUACCAUCCUGCGGAGGUAUCAGAACCUCAAGUCCAUUGGCUCUGGGGCCCAGGGCAUAGUCUGUGCGGCCUAUGACUCGGUGACUGGUCAAAAUGUGGCCAUCAAGAAGCUCAGCCGUCCUUUUCAGAAUGUGACCCAUGCCAAGCGAGCAUAUCGGGAAUUCAAGCUUAUGAAGCUGGUCAAUCACAAAAAUAUAAUUGGCCUGCUCAAUGCCUUCACCCCACAGAAGUCGCUGGAGGAGUUUCAAGAUGUCUACUUGGUCAUGGAGCUGAUGGACGCCAACCUGUGCCAGGUGAUCCAGAUGGACCUUGAUCAUGAACGCAUGUCUUAUCUUCUCUACCAAAUGCUCUGUGGCAUCAAGCAUCUCCACCUGGCUGGCAUUAUUCACAGAGACUUGAAACCUAGCAACAUUGUUGUUAAGUCGGAUUGCACGCUGAAGAUUCUGGACUUUGGCUUGGCACGAACUGCAGGGACAACAUUUAUGAUGACACCUUAUGUGGUCACUCGCUACUAUCGGGCUCCUGAAGUUAUUCUUGGCAUGGGCUACAAAGAAAAUGUGGACAUCUGGUCAGUUGGCUGUAUAAUGGGAGAAAUGAUCCGAGGUGCAGUGCUCUUUCCUGGCACAGAUCACAUUGAUCAAUGGAAUAAGAUCAUUGAACAGCUGGGUACACCAUCACAAGAGUUCAUGCGCCGUCUGCAGCCAACAGUGCGCAACUAUGUGGAGAAUCGUCCUCGGUAUGCAGGCUACAGCUUCGACAAGCUCUUUCCAGACGUGCUGUUUCCUUCCGAUAGUCAUGAGCACAGCCGGCUGAAAGCCAGUCAAGCGCGUGAUCUGCUCUCCAAGAUGCUUGUGAUUGACCCAGAAAGGCGUAUCUCCGUAGAUGAAGCCCUUGCUCAUCCUUACAUCAAUGUGUGGUAUGAUGAAGCUGAAGUGAACGCGCCAGCACCUGCGUCAUAUGACCACUCCGUAGAUGAACGUGAACACACGGUGGAGCAGUGGAAAGAAUUGAUUUACAAGGAAGUCCUUGAGUAUGAGCAGACUCACAACAGCCUUGGAACUCCUGGUCGCAAUGCUUUGCAUGGCUCCUCACAAGAUGGUGCAAUAGAAGUGAUAGAUGGAGACCAGUCUGUGGACCAGUCAUCCAAUGGAGGGGCUUCAGCAAACAGCUACCAUCGACGGCGUUACCAGUCCUAGCUGCAUGGGAAGAGCUGUGACAGCUGAGGGGAGACGCAUCCAGAAAGCCUCUGGAGGAAGAACUCGUGCACCACCUGUUCUCUUGCUGUCCAUCUCUGCAGUUUUCUUCUCCAUAACCACAAGCUCAACAUUGCUUGCCUUGAUUUUCACGACAUGGGGCCAUGGAGUGAUCUUGAGGCCCCACACGAUGGGCAUGCUUGCUGUUGGGCAGGUGGUUUUAUUUAAUAAGUUUUGUCUUAUUACAACUUCUUUUCUCCCAGUGAGGUCAAAUGAAUGGAUUAUACGACAAUUGUCUUUAGGGAUUUGACCAGUAGUAAAUGUUGGAAUUCUAUAUGCUGAUUGCAGUGUGCAGUAUAAUAGCUGCAAGGGCUAUGGCAGUGUCCCCGGGAAGAAGAUAUUUGGAGAAAAUUUCUCCCAUGUCAGUUCUGUGUGUACAGGCCAUGGUCUUCCUGAAGUUCUUUGCAGCCGUAUUGUGCAAAGGUGGGGUUGCAUUACUUCUGCCCCAUAAAUGCAGCUCUUGGCAUUGGCUUUUUAUUGGCUUUCUUAUAGCAGUUAACAUUGGUGGGAAAGCACACAUCAGUGAAAGCAAACAGAUACCAGUGAAAACUGUAAAGUUAUGUACAAGCUGAGAGACACCUGUUUUGUUGAAUCCUUCAUAAUUGUUUCUUUUUUGCAACAUUUGAAGCUGCAGCACUGCGCAAGUUAUUUUAUGCCAUUUUAUUUCUUUUGCUUUUACCCAUGUGGACAGGCUCGUGAAAGAAUGCAUCUAGUUAUGUGUUUAGGCACUUGUCUUUAUUGAAUGUUUUUUUUCUCUUUUUUUUCUGAAGAAGGCAGAUGUAUUUAAAAUAUCGUGAAAAAAAAGUGCAUGAUAGAAAUGAAUAGAAUCGUGCUCAUUGUGCAAGAUAAAUUAUUGUCCUUAUUAUCUCUUCAUAACUGAGGGAUCUGUUGUGAAGAGAGCUAUCAAGAAUGGACAGGCUUACUAGGCUUUUAUUCAGGCCAACAGCUGAAUGAAUUUUGCAGGCAUGUUAGUUUGGCUUCUCUGUUACAGCUUUUAGCCAACUAGCAUCACUGAAAGUAUGGUGUAAGCAGUGAGGAUGAAAAGUCUGCUUUUAGCAGUGAAUAGAGCUUGUGGAGCGGUAUGCUCAUUGUAUGGAGCUGAAAUUUGCAUGCCUUUAGCUUUUUUGGCAGAUUUUGUGAUAAUUGAAGUGGACUUCUUUGAGGUUUUACAAGUGGCUGUGGCAGAACGCAAGAUAUGGUGCAGGCCAUUGAGGCUGCUUGUUCAGUCUGAGUGCAGAGGUCAGGCCCGAGGCACGUGGAACCUAGUCAUGCUGCAUGCAAGACAUCCUAGUACAGGAAUUGUCUUUUUUUUUUUAAUAGGAUCUGCAAUUGCGUAUUGUGUGCACCAUCUGUCUCCGAUUGUUAGUUGGCCCUACUGACUCUGUUCUUUCUUAUACUGUCGUUUGUCUGUAUUCUGUUCAUUUCAACUUUCAUGUAGAAGGGAAUCAUUUCUUGUGCUUUUAUCAUCCUUGUUGUUAUACACAAGACUGCUCCCAAGUGUUUGUGGAAGUGCAGAGGCAUUUGUUAUGAGUGUGCAAACUUUUGUGAUGUGUGAUUUUGGAGGAGGGGAUUUUUUUUACAUUGUUUGGUUAGCCAUUCAGGAUUGUCUGUAACUGCUACAGAGCACUGAACACAGCAGUGUGAAAGUGGGCUGAGUUAUGAUUGAGGAUUGCAAUUUCGCCGAGGCACCAACACAGCAGCCGAGCCUUGGGCUUGUAUCCAUCGCUUAACAUGGGCUUGACCCCCCAGGAACCUUUUGUGUGGGUGGGCAGACAAUUUGGUUCAGCUGCUGCUUGUCAGUUAAAAGAGAAGUGUGUGAAUGUGUAUGUUUGUUUCUUGUGUAGUUGAGUGACAGAGCAAGGUUGAUAGCUGUGGAACCAGGUCACUGACAGGUUUGCCAACUAGCUGCAGGGUCUGGGGCACACCCCACAGGUGAUGCAGUCUUUCUGUUCUUCCUGCUCGUCUGAUCGGGUAGGAUUAGCCGCCAUGUCUGUACAUAUAUAUACGCAAUAGUCUUACUUCCUCUAGAGUCCCACUAAUACGCUCUGUACUGAUGGACAAGCCCCUUUUUUAGGUUUUUGAAGGACAGGUGGUGAAGUGUUUUUGCCUUUUUGAGACGACGUUGUAUAAAGAACAGAAAAAAAAACACAUUGUACAUUUUGAUUUUUACUGUGACGCCCAUUGGGGAGAGAGUUCUUUUGUGUGUGCAUGUGUGUGCAUGUGUUUCCUCUGGGGAGAUAUUUCCCUUGCGUUGGCCUUCACUGGAGCAGCCUUCGCAAGCUGCGCUUGCACCAUAGGCGUCGUGUUAUUGUUUUCCUCGUUUUUGCGCAUUUUAUGUUGGUUUUUACUUUUGUUCAACAAAAACCAAGGGAAAAUAAAUUAGAAAAAUUCACUGAA
Molecule: messenger RNA, 4009 nt
Organism: Dermacentor silvarum
Lineage: Eukaryota; Metazoa; Arthropoda; Arachnida; Ixodida; Ixodidae
Gene: bsk
Product: stress-activated protein kinase JNK
Exons: 13
Coding region: 308-1555 (415 amino acids)
Biological process (GO): JNK cascade; protein phosphorylation
Cellular component (GO): cytoplasm; nucleus
Molecular function (GO): ATP binding; JUN kinase activity
Source: RefSeq, a predicted model, not a curated record